AUGUGUGAUGUGUUUUCACUGUCCAUUGCAAGCACCAAGGUAGGGCUGCAGCCUGGUGUGGUCUCGUGCAGCGAGGUUCUUCGAAGCCUGGCCAGGCGCAAACAAUGGCAGCAGACCUUGAAGCUGUUGCAAGAGAUGAGGUCGAGGCAGGUCCGGGUCGACACAGUCUGCUACAACAUCUGCAUCCACGCCUGCCAAGGCCAAUGGGCGCAAGCGCUGGGCCUUUUUGCAGAGCUCGAGGGCCUGCUGGAGCCAAGCGAGGUCAGCUACGGCGCCGUGUUUGUGGCGUUGGGCAAGGGGCACCGCUGGCUGCAGGUGUUGGCCAUGUUGACAUCUGCCGUGCAAGGCGCCAAGGCACGAGUGGUGUACAACACAGCCCUGGGCGCCUUCAGGGAUGCGCAUAGGUGGGACUUGGCAAUCCGCAUGUGCGAGGAUCCGGUCGUGAGGGAGCACCUGGAUGAGGUAGGUUGGGCUACUGUUAUCGCAGCGUGUGCGAAAGCUGGCAAGUGGUCCUUGGGGCUAAUGCUCACAGACCAAUUGCGGACUCAUCAUAAAGUGACUCUCCAGACCUACAAUUGGUUGCUUCGGGGCAUGCGUUUUGACUCUGGGAGUUGGAGGGCGGCCUUGUCCAUCGUGCACGAUGCCAUGCAAAAACGCCUGUCGCCAAAUGCCGUGACGUACACCAAUCUCUUGCACUCCUGGCGACAGAGAGGACCUUGGGAGAAGACUUUGGAGCUUUUCGCCGAGCUGAGGCAGCUGGACGGCGCCAAGGCCGAGGCGGUCAGCUCGGUUUUGGCCGCGCUGGAGCGGGGCCACCGUUUGGAGGCCACUGGGGUGGCUUUGGACAUCAAGUGCUUCUUGCGGCGGCAGCUGAAAUUGGGGAAGGCCGGGUUCAACAAUGAAGCGUUCCACGAGGCAGCCACGUUGCAUUCCGCCUGGAUGGGCGCUGGCUUGCCGGACGCUUUCGGCAGUGCGAUGCAUCGCGUUCUGGUGGCUCCGGUUUGGGGAGCGAUUUCAGGGAAAGCUGGUACACCCUCGGCGAGUCAGGUAGUGCAAAAUGUGCACUACUUCUCUGCCUUCGACGCACGAAUUGUUGGUGAGAGUGCGUCAUGGUCGGGCACCUUCGGACAAAUUGAGGGCGGCGGCGUGGGUGCGCGGUGUUGA
Molecule: messenger RNA, 1164 nt
Organism: Effrenium voratum
Lineage: Eukaryota; Dinophyceae; Suessiales; Symbiodiniaceae
Source: the annotation of a GenBank genome assembly